CUUGCUCUGUUUCUCUGCAGCUUGCAGUCUACAAAAUUCUCAAAUACCUUUCCCCUUCUUCAAAGACCCUGGAGAGACAUUUUCCAUGGGAAUUCAAUUCACAGAGACAGGAUGUGACGGGAACUUCCUCGUUUUGUUCUAUCCAUCUCGGUUUAUAUAGCAAAGGGCAGAGCAAAUAGUAUGAGUCUUAGAAGAAAGUAAAUGAAUAGUUCCAUAACAAACAAGGUGAAAACCCUGGAUUCAGCUGCCAGUCAUGUCUAGAAUAUCAUAGCAUCUGGAACCAAAACACUUUGCAAGAAUCAUCACCCUUUUCAGAGAUCUGUAGGACUCACCCAUCCAUCUGGACCUGUUGCUGCUACCUGCCCAGGUAGCCUCCUCUGAUGACAAGAGAUGGCAGAUUUCUCAGUCUCCAUGGAUUUCUCACUGACAGCACCUCUGUCGAGCAGUCUCUUCCUCAGCCACCUUCUCCUCCUAUUCCAGCCUGGGAAGCUGAACUCAGAGGAGGUUAAGGUGUUAGGCCCUGACCGUUCCAUGCUGGCCCUUGUUGGAGAAGAGGUGGAGUUCUCAUGCCACCUGUCACCAUACCUGGAUGCAGAGCACAUGGAGAUCCGCUGGUUCCGGAGCCAGACCUCAGAGGUGGUGCACCUAUAUCAGCAUGGACAGGAACUAUACCACCAGCAGAUGACACAAUUCCAUAACAGGACCAAACUCCUGAAGGAUGACAUUGCUGUUGGCAGCAUGGUCCUGGAACUCCACAGCAUCGUCCCAUCUGAUGAGGGUCCAUAUGGGUGUCGCUUCCUCUCCAGUGACUUCUCUGGUGAAGCUGUGUGGGAACUGGAGGUAGCAGGGCUGGGCUCUGACCCUCACAUCUCCCUGGAAGUAUUCAAGGAAGGAGGCAUUCAGCUGAGGUGCAGCUCCCAUGGCUGGUACCCAAAGCCCAAGGUUCAGUGGAAAGACCAUCAGGGAAACUGCCUGUCUCCAAAGUCCGAAGCCAUCAACCAGGAUGCCCAGGGCCUGUUCAGUCUGGAAACAUCUGUGGUUGUCAAAGGGGGUGCUCAUAGAAAUGUGUCCUGUUUCAUUCAGAACCCUUUACUGGUGCAGAAAAAAGAAUUUGUAGUCCAGAUAGCAGAUGAAAUUCUACCCAGCACUUCCCCCUGGAAGGGAGCUUUCCUGGGAGUUCUGGUGGCACUGCCUCUGCUUCUGGCUGUGCUCCUGACACUGGCACUAUACUUCUUUCAGAAGCAACGGAAAUCCCAAGAAAAGUUCAAGAAGCAGGGAAAGAAUGAACAAGGGAAACUAAUGGCAGAGCUGGAGAAGCUUCAAAAGGAACUUGAUUGGAGAAGGACCGAAGGCCAAGCUG
Oryctolagus cuniculus (rabbit) is the source of this 1360-nucleotide messenger RNA. The record is from RefSeq and is a predicted model, not a curated record. NCBI's taxonomy places the organism in Eukaryota, Metazoa, Chordata, Mammalia, Lagomorpha, Leporidae.